Messenger RNA from Coffea arabica (coffee), 2085 nucleotides. Its product is annotated as inactive beta-amylase 9. Gene Ontology annotation, molecular function: beta-amylase activity. Gene Ontology annotation, biological process: polysaccharide catabolic process. Lineage: Eukaryota; Viridiplantae; Streptophyta; Magnoliopsida; Gentianales; Rubiaceae. The record is from RefSeq and is a predicted model, not a curated record.
CUCCCAUCAAUUGAUACUCCUGAAUUCCUUCCAUUUUUCACACAAUUCAAACAUUCCCAGAAGACCCUUUUGCUUGAUCCUGAAAAUUGUCAGAAGUAAUUAUCAAAACCACCAUUUCUUUCAGAAUUUCUGGCCUUCUAGCUCCAAUUUUACCCAUAAAAAUCAACAUCUUUUUUUUUUUCCUGUCAGUUUUUCUUGCUUGUAUAAUUUCUGAAUAGCUUAAAUUAUCAGGUUUACUUAUCUAUAAGCAGCUUUUACACAUAAAUAUGGAGGUUUCAGUGAUUGGAAGCUCUCAGGUUAACAAUCUUGGCAGGGUGGAUUUGAGAUAUAGAGAGGUUGGCUUAUGUAGUUUUUCUAAAAAUUUGAACUUUGCUAAGAUUUCUUCACAGAAAUAUUCAGGAUUAUUUGUUGGUCAAAGCAGCAUCUCGUGGCCUUCAAAAUAUUUGUUCCCUUUAAUUGUCAAAGCUUCUGCUACUGCUCAAACUGAAGCUGCUGUUACAUCCGAGAAAGCUUCUGGGACGAGAAGAUCUGAAGUUGACAACAACUUGAUGUUGUAUGUUGGCUUGCCAUUGGAUGCAGUGUCAAGCACUAAUACGAUUAAUCAUGCACGAGCAAUUGCUGCUGGAUUAAAAGCUCUGAAGUUAUUGGGUGUUGAUGGAGUAGAGCUCCCCAUCUGGUGGGGUAUUGCUGAGAAAGAAGCUAGGGGGCAGUACAAUUGGGCAGGAUAUCUUUCUGUUGCAGAGAUGGUCCAAAAGAUGGGCCUUAAGCUUCAUGUUUCACUUUGUUUCCAUGCCUGCAAAGAAUCCCGUGUUCCACUGCCUGAAUGGGUCUCUCAGAUUGGUGAAUCUCAACCUGAUAUUUACUUCACUGAUCGUUCAGGACAGCGCUGCAAAGAUUGUUUAUCACUCAGUGUGGAUGAUCUUCCUAUUUUUGAUGGAAAGACUCCAAUUCAAGUUUACAAAGAGUUUUGUGAGAACUUCAAGACUUCAUUCUCAUCAUUUAUGGGUUCUACAAUAACGGGAAUAUCAAUUGGUCUUGGACCAGAUGGUGAACUUCGAUAUCCUUCUUACCAUAAACCGGCCAAAAGUCAAGGAGCUGGAGAAUUCCAGUGCUACGACAAAAACAUGCUGAGCCAUCUCAAGCAGCAUGCAGAAGCAUCUGGGAACCCUCUUUGGGGACUUAGUGGUCCCCAUGAUGCACCGAGCUCUAACGAAUUGGCAACCUCUAGUGGCUUUUUAAAGGAGCAUGGAGGUUCAUGGGAGUCACAAUAUGGUGAUUUUUUCCUUUCCUGGUAUGCAGGCCAGCUAAUUUCUCAUGGAGAUCGCCUGCUUUCCCUUGCUUCCUCAACUUUUAGCGAUGUCCCAAUCGCAGUUUCUGGAAAGGUUCCACUAAUGCAUUCAUGGUAUCAAACCCGUUCUCACCCAGUGGAGCUAAUGGCUGGAAUCUAUAAUACAGUGAAUAGAGAUGGAUAUGAAGGCAUCAUAGAAGUGUUCUCAAGAAAUUCAUGCAAGGCUAUCCUGCCUGGAAUAGACUUGGCAGAUGAGGACCAGCCAAAGGAAACCCGGUCAAGUCCAGAGUCAUUACUUGAACAAAUCAUAUUCUCUUGCAGAAAGUAUGGAAUUGAGAUAUCUGGCCAAAAUGAAAGGAUUUCAGGUUCUCCUAGUGGUUUCCAACAGAUCAAGAAAAACUUGACAGGUGAAAAUGCAGUAGACUUGUUUACGUAUCAAAGAAUGGGGGCUAGUUUCUUUUCUCCAGAACAUUUUCCUUCAUUCACAGCGUUUGUCCGAGAUCUAAGGCAGCCACAAUUGCAUUCAGAUGAUUUGCCGGUUGAAAAAGUUGAUUCUGCAGAAUCUCUUCCUGAAAAGAAUGUCCAAAUGCAGGCUGCUUAGAGUAGUGAUAUUUUAUGUAUAUAUAGUAGUUAGACACCCCGUUUAAGUCGAGAAUGUAAUUUUAAUACAUCGGAUAGAACUAUGGUUCGGAUCUUCUGAAACUGUCCUGAACUUUAAUAGAUAUCUGGUUAUUUUGCUGUACUACUUUUGUUACUUUCCAGGAAUACAAUAAUAUUUCCCCCUUUUUUUUUGUGAA